Messenger RNA from Tribolium madens (black flour beetle), 2051 nucleotides. Its product is annotated as galactosylgalactosylxylosylprotein 3-beta-glucuronosyltransferase P-like. Gene Ontology annotation, biological process: carbohydrate metabolic process; chondroitin sulfate proteoglycan biosynthetic process. NCBI's taxonomy places the organism in Eukaryota, Metazoa, Arthropoda, Insecta, Coleoptera, Tenebrionidae. Gene Ontology annotation, cellular component: Golgi membrane. The transcript has 6 exons. Bases 816 to 1796 code for a protein of 326 amino acids. The record is from RefSeq and is a predicted model, not a curated record. Gene Ontology annotation, molecular function: galactosylgalactosylxylosylprotein 3-beta-glucuronosyltransferase activity.
UGCUUUAGAUCGCAUAAAACACAAUUAGAUUUUUUAUCGGAAAAAUGUCGUAUUGGUUUCAAUGCACCAAAACUGACCUUUCCGGCCAUUCACUUAUCGGAAAAAUUGUGGGACACUGAACGAUUGUUCAUUUCAAUUAGCAUAAUUAAUAGUCGUGAUAAGACGCGCAUUUUGGGACAACCUGUAUAACAUGAUUGAUGGGCAAUGAAAGAUUUGUUUAUUUAAAACCUGCACUCUAUUUAUAAUUGCUAAUUGCAUAAUUAAGCAUGUCAAGCAACCUUGAUUCUAUCAAACAAUUAGCUCGGAAUCUCAAACAAUAAACAAAUUAACGUUGUGUGAUAUGAAAAUUAGCUAAACAAAAUAUUUCCUGACAAAUCGUAAAAGUUGUGGUUAAAAUGUUUCCGUUUCAAAUUAAUUAACGCAAAAUCCGUCCAAUUAUUAAAUAAUGCACCAGUCAACAUUCUAAUUAAUGGGACUUUUACGAAUCGUGUCAGUGAAUUAAGUGUUUGGCUAGUGUCCGCUCUAAAAAUAGCCCCGUUAUUGGACGAUUUCGGUACCCUACAUCCAUUUUCGUCGCGUGAUUUCCUGCGAAAUUUUUCUUAUCUACUUGUUUACAAAAUCCAAAUAUUGACUUAUUUUGGGGCAGAAAAGUCGCUCGUUAAAACCGGCUUGCGACGGAAGUACGGAGUAGGCGUUUCCUGAGGAAGUUUCUCAACUGAAAUAUUAUUUUUAUUAUGAUAAGUCAUGAUUUUGUGUUUGUACAAGUGAUCAAUAUUUCGUGACUGAGUCCAUCAAUGUCGAGAUAGCUCUGAAAUAUGAGGCUUUCUAUCAAAAUGUACCUCAUCAUUUUUAUAAGCGCAUCGGUGAUAUUGUAUCAGUACCACUUGUCAAACGCUUGGUUGAUCUCCCAGAAUUCGCAGGAAUUUCACGUGUUGAACCCCAAAACCAACGAAAAACUCCGAAAUGUAUCUCUUUUUAACAUCACUUCUUCCAUUAGCAAUAGUACACGUCCUACGACACCCUGUUUUCAAGAACUGGAAGACGUUUUACCUCCCUUGUAUGUAAUAACCCCGACGUAUCGGAGGCCAGAACAGCUCGCCGAAUUGACCCGACUAUCCCAUACACUAAUGCUGGUCAAAAACGUAUUUUGGAUAGUCGUCGAAGAUGCAACGAGUAAAACGCCCUUAGUUGGGGAGCUUCUGAAGAAAACAGGGUUGAAAUACGAGCAUUUGAUCGCCCCGAUGCCUGAACAAUACCGGAAGAAGAAAAAAGGUCCGAAACCUAGAGGCGUCUCGAACCGAAAUCGGGGCUUGCAGUGGAUCCGCCAAAAUGCAAAGACCGGAGUUUUGUACUUCGCCGAUGACGACAACACUUACGACCUCCAGUUGUUCGCAGAGAUUCGGUACACCAAACGCGUGUCCAUGUUUCCUGUUGGGUUGAUUACCAAACUCGGUGUGAGUUCGCCCAUCGUGCGAAAUGGGCGGUUUUCUGGUUUUUAUGACGGGUGGGUGGCCGGUCGCAAGUUUCCCGUUGAUAUGGCCGGCUUUGCUGUCUCGGUUGAGUUUCUGUUGAAGCGUCCUAAAGCUUUAAUGCCGUUCAAGCCUGGUUUCGAAGAGGACGGCUUUUUGAAAAGUCUCGAACCUUUUGAACCUCAAGACAUCGAAUUGUUAGCUUCAAAUUGCACAAAAAUUUUAGUAUGGCACACACAAACGAAGAAAAAUGAACCGUCACAACCUUUAGAUUUCGCCAAAUAUAAUAACACUAACUUAGUAAUGCUCAAACAAAUACUGGUAUAGGCAAUCAGUUUAAGUCCGAAAGUCCAUUACUGUACAAAUUUAUAACGAGGGUUCUUGUAGUUAACGACUUGCAUAUCGGUUCAGUUCGAGUUUAUUUAUGUGAUACUUUUGUAUGUUGUUUUUGUUUUAUAUUGACGUGAAUAUUUUUAUGAAAGAGGCUGUGGAUGACUUUUUUACCAUCAUUCGCUAUUUAGAAUAAUAUGUAAGAUAAACAACAAUCAUGUAGGAUUUGCGAUAAGUAAAACACUAUAAAUA